CCUCUCUCCACAAACAGAAAGUGCUAAUAUUAAGAGAAUUCUAAGAGCAUUCUAAGCAAAAAGUGAAUUUUAAAAUAAAUUUUAGAAUCUGCUACUGGGUUGUUCUCAUUUUCAUAAACAAAUUGCUCCACAAUGUUGUCGAUUAACUGAAUGUUUAAAAAACGUUUUUACUUAAUUUUGUAAAAGGACUAAACAAGUUGUUAUGUUUAUGGUUGGACAUUUUACUCAAACUUACUUUAAAUAAAGAAAUAGAAUAGCGUACCAAAAAACUAUUGGAGAUAAUUACAGUUAAACGGACCACGAAAAAAUUGCACAUGGGUCUUUUUUCUGUGCUCUUUUAAUUUUUCAGGAUUUUUUUGCAAUUUAAAACUUUUAGUAUUCGCAUACAUUUAUUCCUUCAAUGUAUUGAGACUAGUGAUAAUUUGUAUUCAUUUUACUCCAUUUUUCAUCAUAAAUAAAUUUACAAAACGAUGUUCUGACAGUAAUUGAGAGAUAUGAAAUUAUAAGGAGCUUAGAAGAUGGAACAGACGAAGAGGUUGACAUAAAUUUAACUAUGAGAGAACUAAAAACGUAAAUACAGCUGAAGCGGUUUAAAAGCGCUCGAAAAAAAAAUUCUGAGAAAAACCAGAGAUUUUGUUCUAAAUUCUUUAAAGGAAAAGAUUAAACUGAUUAAAUAUUUUUCUGUUACCAAUUAGUUCAUUGUUCAUAGUACAUUAUUAUUGCUUUGUUGUAUUAAUUACAUAAUAAACAGUUUAACAAAAACUAAAUUCGAAUCAGUGUACUAUCUCUAUUUUAUGAAAACCUCUGGUUUUUUAGUUCACAUAAUGGAGAUGAUUCUGAUUAUUUAUUUAUACUUUAUAAAUUUUGUGCUCCCAGAGAAAAGGUCUGCUGUAUGCAUUAAUCCAUUUGAUUGCAUACAGGCGCUUAAUAAUAAUAAUAAUAAUAAUAAUAAUAAUAAUAAUAAUAAUAAUAAUAAUAAUUCGUACAGCCAUUGAUCUCUUCCGAGAUAUCGGCACCGUCAUAUCGAGCAUGUUAACUUUGUUAGUUAACAAAAUCAUCAAGUUUAUAAUAACAAUGCUCUAAUAAAUAUGAUUUUAACUUAGAUUUAAAUUGUGUCAGCGAAUUUAGCAAACGAAUGUCCUGCGGCAAAUUUCUGAAAAUCUGAACAGACUUAUAAUAAACACCAUUUUUAAAAAAAGAGGAGUUAUGUUCUGGAAUUCGGAUGUCUUUACAGAACCUUGUAACUUUAUUGAAACUUACAUCAUAUUUGUCUUUAUUUUUUUCAUAGAGAUGCUCAUUCUCUUUCACAAAUACUGCGAGACUGUAGAUAUACAUUGAUGUUAGAGGUAGAAUUCCAAGUGAUUUAAAAAAGGGCUUACAACUCUCAUGUGGUUUUUUGAAAAGCAUGCAUCGUAUGAUUCUUUUUUGCAACACAAAGGCUUCUUUUGAACUUGUAGAAGAGCCCCAAAAUAUUAAUCCAUACGAGAGAGUAGAGUGUACAUACGCAAAAUAAAACAUUUUUAAAGUAUCUAUACUUACACUAGUGCGCAAGUUACGAAUAAUGUAUGAAUAUUUGGCUAGUUUGCGACAUACAUAAUUACUAUGUGCGUUAAAUUUUAAAGCUUUAUCGAUGUAUAAGCCUAAAAACUUUACUUCAUCGGCCAACGGAACAGAUUUUGUACCAAGCUUAAUAUAGAUACUGGAUGACAUUGGGCCAUUUCUAUAUUGUACCACAAGAGUUUUGUUCAUAUUUAAUUCUAAAAACUGAGCCCCACAAUAUUUAUACAUUUUAGAAAUUGCGUCCGAAGCUUCCGCAGAAGUAGUGUGUAGGUCUUUACCUAUUGCUAUACAAGAUGUAUCAUCAGCAAAUUGACAGGCAGCGGCCCCAAUAUGGAUCCUUGAGGAACACCUUUUGAAAUGGUAAUUGGCUCGGACAACACAUUCAAGAUAGCGCCAUUACUGUUAUAAGUGAAACGAACUCUUUGAGACCUGUCGGAUAAAUAAGAUCGGAAAAGUUCUAAUGCAAUGCCUCUGACACCAAUAUUGAACAACUUGGUUAAUAAUAUUUCAUGAUCAAGUGUGUCAAAUGCUUUAGUAAGGUCAAAAUAAAUACCGAUGACUGAUUCCCCACGAUCUAAACAGUUUACAAUAUAAUUUAAUGUUUCAAAAAUUGCAGAAUUUGUAGAACGAUCUUUAAGAAACCCAUGCUGACAAUUGGAGAGAAAGUUGUUGGAUACGAGAUAGUUGUAAAGACGAUUGUACAAUAACCUUUCAAACACCUUAGAAAACGCUGGUAAAAGAGAUAUAGGACGGUAGUUGUUGAUAUCUGCUCUGGAUCCUUUACCUUUAUAAACAGGAACCACAAUAGCUUCCUUUAAAGAUUGCGGAAAUACGCCUGAACUAAAAGAGUUAUUAAUAGAAUUUGCCAAAAUCUCAGAAAUGUUUUGAUUAACAUCUGCCAAAAUAUUACAGGGAACAUUAUCAGAUCCAGAAGCUUUCUUUUUUGAUACACUUUUUAUAAUGGCUUCAACCUCUAGUAUAUUAGUUGGAAGAAGAAAAAAACUGGAAGAGCAAGAUGUACUAAAAGUAUUAUUAAAUUUAUUCUUCAGUAAACUAUCAUCACUGACAAUAAAGUGUCUAUUAAACAUAUUUGCCAAAAUUGUAGGAUCUUUUGUUAAGACGCCAGAACUAUUAUGUAAUUCUAUAUUACGAGUUUGUGUUGAUGAAGAACUAGAAGAUCUGAUAAUGUCCCAAGCCACUCUACUUUUAUUGUUACCAGCCUCAAUAAUCCUUUUAUCGUUAUAAUCAAUCUUUGCCUUAUUUAUCAGUUGUCUAUAUUCUUUCUUUUUUAUAUUAUAUAUAUUUUUUAAAGUUGAAUUAUUCGGGUUGCUACAAAUAAUAUGAAAUAAAUCUUUUAAUAAAAGUGACAUGCGUUUCAUUUGUUCUGUUACCCAAGAAGUUUUCUUCUUUAGAUUCCUUUUAACAGUGGUUUUCCUUAAAGGAAAGACAUUAUUAUAUUGCGCAUCAAAAAUUGAUUUUAAGCUUUCAAAGUCUAUAUCAGAGCUGGAGUUGCUAAAGAGAGCAUCUUGUUGUAAUGUUGAUACAAAUGAGUUACGAUUAUUUACAUUGAAGUUUCUGCGCAAGUAAGACAUGGAUUUUAUAUUAUUAAUUUCAAAACGGGUUACAAGUAAUUGUCCCAGAUGGUCGGAAACAUGUGAAUCAAUAAGAUGGCAUGAGUCUUUUGGAAGGUUAGUAAAGAUGUUAUCUAUACAAGUUGCACUAUUUACACUAACCCGAGUUGGUUCCAGAAUUUGCUUUACUAAAUUAAAGGAACUAAAGGUGUUUAUUAAAGAUAAGCUUGACGAAGAGGCAACGGAAAAAUCGACGUUAAAAUCACCACAUAUCACAAUAUUUAAAGAUUUCUUUUGAAGUUCUUCUAGCAAAUUAAUCUCAAGAACAAGAACGCAUUCGUGAAAUAAAUUGUGUCACACCUUGCACACCGGCUUAGCUCGGCCCUGUCUACACUUUUGUUCUUUCGACUGCCAUUUAGUGUUUUGUGAGUUCAUCUAAUAAUAAUUGCAGGUGUUCUCUCAUUUUUUUUGAGAUUGUUAUUUGCAAUUUAGAAAAAAAUGGAAAGAAUUUAGAAACAAACUUUUCUUUUUCCUAUUAUCGACGCAUACACAAUUUUUGGGGAAUUUAUGUUCUCAGAAAUACGCUUUUAUUAAUUAUUCCCAAUUUAGAGAUACCUGUUGUCUAUUUGAAAUUGUAAAUCGAGUUCUUAAAGCUACAAUAAAAUUUUGCGCAACAUUCACUUAAAAAAUGCAUCUUAAAUUAUUAAAAAUCGAGCUUAUUAAAAUAAUUGAAAAUGACCAAGUUCCCUCAUUCUCUAGACUCUUAUGGAUCAAUACCCAUAAGCCAACAGCAAUAACAAUAUUAACAAUAUCUAAUAAUAUUUUAAAUAAAAACGCUUGUGCUCGUGUUAUAUCCAUUAUCUUUCAAUCACACGUAGUUAUCUUAAUAAUCUGAAUUGCUCAAUAUUUAUUUUAAACUAAGUAUGUAUUAUCAAUUUUUUCUAAUCUGUAUCCACUGUAUGAGAGUUUUUUUCUAAAUAAUUUAUAGCCACAAACACAUGCCAUUUUAAUAGGUCAAAACAAUUUCCCAUUUAAACACUAACAACAAUGGCAAUACCUUAUUAUUUUCUAAAUUUUCAUUCUUAGAAUGAAGUAAAAAUGGUUACCCGUGUGGGCCCCAAAAAGGACCCCACUCUAUGUCUUAACGCUUGCAGAUAUUUGCGUGAAUAUUGUGAAACAUGUAACAUACAUGGCGUUCAUUAUUUAACUGAAAGAAGACCAAAAGCCGAAAAGAUAUUUUGGUUCCUCACACUGUUAUUAUCCAUAAGUGGCUGUAGUUUUAUGAUUCACGAAAUUUGGAUCAAGUACCAAAAAAAUCCGAUCGUUGUCAGUUUUGCAAACGAAGUCAAGUCUUUAUACGAAAUACCUUUUCCGGCAGUCACUGUCUGUCCGGAAUCAAAGUGUUCACAAUCGAAGUUUAAUUACAGCCGUGUUUAUGGAAAGUUGCUCAAUAAUGAAUCCCUUUCACACUUUGAAUCUCAUGCUUUUUUUUACUUACGAAUGGUUUGUAAGAAUUUGGGAAACGAAUUUCCCAACUUACUAGUGAAUAAAACGGUCGGUGACGAUUUUUUUCUACUUAUAGAGGAGGUAAAAUACAAAAUGAGGAAUAAAAAAAUAAUGACAAAAUGUUCAAGGCAGUUAAAGCCCAACAUCGAACUAAGUUGCUCGUUCUUGGAACAUUUUACCUGUGAUGAAAGUAGUUACACUCCAAUCAUUACAGAUGUAGGAAUCUGCUAUUCCAUGAACAUGUUGGAAAAAUCGGAAAUUUUCCGCCCCAAUGUAAUCUAUGACGAAAAGUUAAAUUUUACCAAGUCCAAUUAUUCCAGUGGAUUUGAUGGUGAAACUGGAUUUACAGAAAGUGCAGGAGUGCACAGUUAUCCUUACAGAGCUUUCAAAUCAGGUGUUGAUAACUCAUUAGACUUAGUGUUAGUUGAUCAAGUAGAUUAUGACGAAAAGUGUUCAGCUGUGCAAGGAUAUCGUUUGUUAAUUCAUAGGCCUCAAGAUAUUCCUCGAAUGUCGAAAAAUUAUAUCAGAGUGUCACACGAUAAGGAAACAACCGUCGCUAUAGAACCUGCACUCAUUUUAACAUCUCCCGAGGUGAAAAACAUUAAUCCAAAAAAACGAAGGUGUUACUUGAAAGGUGAAAAGGUUUUGAAGUAUUUUUUGGUCUACAGCCAGUCAAAUUGCCAACUGGAAUGUUACACGAAUUUUACCAUGAAAACAUGUGGAUGUGUGUUCUAUUUUAUGCCUAGGGAGGGCGAGACUCCUGUUUGUGGUGCUGGAAGUUAUAACUGCUUAGAACUCGUUAAAGUGCAAUUCAAACUCGAAGAAGUGAAAAUAAAGAGAUCAGAUCCGAGCGAAUAUGCAUGUGGUUGUAGGCCGUCUUGUAAUAAUUUACAUUACAAUGUGGAAGUGUCUCAGACAGAUGUUUCAUAUCAAACAUUUUCAGAGAAUGUUGAUAGAAAUGCCAGUGAAAAACGAAGAUAUGCACAAGUAAAAAUUUACUUCAAACACGACGAAUUUAUGUCACUUGAACGAAAAGAACUCUACGGUGUGUCUGAUUUAAUAUCAAAUUUUGGUGGACUUUUAGGAUUGUUCACGGGAUUUUCCUUAAUUUCAGCAGUUGAGUUGAUUUAUUUCUUGACUUUGAGACCUUACUGCAACUGCAAAGUUUUUGGCCGAUGGUGGGGUUCCCCUAAAUGAUCGCUUAUUUAUAUUUACUUCAGAAUUUUUCUACUUCAUUUUUGCACUUUUCUUCUAAAAUGUGUUACAUGUAAAUACGCAAUUUAAAACUCGAUUUAAUAUUGUGCAAUACGAAUGAUCAAAAGAAAGUCUGAAAAGAAUAGGACUUGCUAUUGAUUACUUUAGAAAAACACUACGCGUUUCAAAUAAAGGUUUGGUGUGUCGGGUUUUUUAGCUUUGUUUUAUUUAUUUUCCACGCCAAGAAAAUACAACAAGAAGUAAAACAAAGUUUUACUUUCUACGAAAGUGUGUUUCAAGGGAAUUUCUGGACUGAAUAAGUUAGAUUCUCACUCAAAAAUAAGCUGACUCUAAAUAAAUCAAAAGUUGAUCAUUUUUUGAUAACUUUUUUUGACGCAAUGUCGCAAAGCAAAUUAGUUUUUAGCUUUUCUAUUCGUACCUAAUUAGAGCGAGUUUUGGUGUGUGUCAACAAAUUUCAGCAAAGAAAUUUUUUUUUCUUCUUUUGACGAAACUUCGCAAAAUUAGUUUUUAGCUCAAGAUUACGGAAUUCUCUUCGUAAUUAGAAGAUCUUUGGGGUGAUUCACUAAAAUUUCGGAAAAGAAGUAGUUUCUAAUACUUUCGGCUGACUUUUAUAAAAAACAUUGUACUGCAAAU
This is a messenger RNA of Tribolium castaneum (red flour beetle), 6485 nucleotides long. Its product is annotated as pickpocket protein 28-like. The record is from RefSeq and is a predicted model, not a curated record. Gene Ontology annotation, biological process: sodium ion transmembrane transport. NCBI's taxonomy places the organism in Eukaryota, Metazoa, Arthropoda, Insecta, Coleoptera, Tenebrionidae. The coding region runs from base 4230 to 5834 and encodes 534 amino acids. Gene Ontology annotation, cellular component: plasma membrane. Gene Ontology annotation, molecular function: ligand-gated sodium channel activity. The transcript is spliced from 9 exons.